Oncorhynchus mykiss (rainbow trout) is the source of this 3277-nucleotide messenger RNA. RefSeq names its product TBC1 domain family member 20. NCBI's taxonomy places the organism in Eukaryota, Metazoa, Chordata, Actinopteri, Salmoniformes, Salmonidae. The record is from RefSeq and is a predicted model, not a curated record. Gene Ontology annotation, molecular function: GTPase activator activity. Gene Ontology annotation, cellular component: endoplasmic reticulum membrane. Gene Ontology annotation, biological process: positive regulation of GTPase activity; endoplasmic reticulum to Golgi vesicle-mediated transport.
UCGAAUCACAGAGUUUCUAAACCCAGAGGCGCAACAUUACGAGACUUCCGGGAAGGCUGGCUAAAUAGACGAGGCGGGAAGUCAAUGAGAGAAGUGAACAAUUAUUAUUUAGUUUUUAAUUUUCUCUAAAUCUAAAGGCACAACUUAGAUUCGAGCCAAUGUUUUAAGUAAUCGAACAUGGUAUUACCCCAACCUUGUGAAAGUAACAAACUGACACGUUUUCAUUUUCGUCAAAAACGACUUGAUAACGAAAGACUUCCGUUGAUUUGACGGCCUGCACAUGUGGAGUUUGGCGCUAGACGACCGUUAGUCCCGAUUACAAGUUUAUACGCAUGAGCCUUGCUUAUACAACGUCGCCAUGACAUCGCCUACAAGCGUGAUCGGGGAAUUCUAUUGGAUAAACAGUUUUAGCCUAUCUUCAUACUGUACAGUCUUUGAUCAAAUUAAUUGUCCGGCAAAAGCCUAACGUAGCUAGCUGCCUAGCUAAAUUGUAUCUUUCUAAAUUAUUACGUUAAUUAUGUGAGUAAUCAAAUGUUUGCAAUUGGCUAUACUUUGCGAUAAAAUAACCAAUAGCUGAAUGACGUAGAUAACUGAUAUAUUUAGCAAGCUAGGCUAGCUUGGUAUUGGUAACAUUUGUCAUGUACAGCUAAUCAGUUUGUUGGAGAAAGAAAAUGAUAUCUAUCCAAUAGUAUAAUCUACGAUGACGAGAAGAUUGUAGUGUGGAAACCAUGAAAAGAUCUAGAAGUGUUGGUGCGUCUUCACCUUUGAAUGGGAUUGGAAAACAAGAUGGGGACCCCCGGAGGAAGAGGAAGUUAGCGGAGAUCUCUCAGGCCCUGAACGUGACGCCAGUUGAUGUGGCAGUGCUGAGGAGGAUGGCCAUCAGCGAGGGGGGGCUGCUCACUGAUGAGAUCCGCUGUAAAGUGUGGCCACGGCUGCUCAACGUGCCCACCGACAUCCUGCCUGAGAAAUCAGAGGAAGUAGAGCGGGAGAAUAAUAAGGACUAUAACCAGGUGCUGUUGGAUGUCCAGCGUUCCCUGCGAAGAUUCCCUCCUGGCAUGCCAGACGAGCAGCGAGAGGGCCUCCAGGAGGAGCUGAUUGACAUCAUCCUGCGGGUGCUGGGAAGGAACACUCAGCUGCACUACUACCAGGGCUACCAUGACAUCGUGGUCACCUUCCUGCUGGUGCUGGGCGAGCGGCUUGCUACCGCUCUGGUGGAGAAACUCUCCACGCACCACCUCAGGGACUUUAUGGACCCCACCAUGGACAACACUAAACACAUCCUUAACUAUCUGAUGCCAAUCAUCGAGAGGGUCAAUCCAGAGGUGCAUGACUUCAUGCAGCAGGCGGAGGUGGGCACCAUCUUUGCCCUUAGCUGGCUCAUCACCUGGUUUGGCCAUGUCCUGUCAGAUUUCCGACACGUUGUGCGGUUGUAUGACUUCUUCCUGGCCUGCCAUCCCCUGAUGCCAAUCUAUUUUGCUGCUGUGAUUGUGCAGUACCGGGAGGACGAGGUGUUGGACUGUGAGUGUGACAUGGCGUCGGUGCACCAUCUCCUGUCCCAGAUCCCCCAGGACCUGCCCUACGAGACGCUCAUCAGCCGCGCAGGAGACCUUUUUGUCCAGUUCCCCCCCUCCGAGCUGGCCAGGGAGGCUGCCCAGCAGUACAGUCAACAGAUGGCAGCCUCCACCUUUAAAGACUUUGAUCUGACCCCGGAGCAGCAGCGGCCGGACACGGUGCUGCGGAGGCGGCGGAGAGAGAAGCAGGCACUGAAGGGAGCUGCUGCAGGUGCUAUGGUGGCGACCGCCCAACCCACCACGGCUCGGCGCUUCGUCCGACUGGCCGUCAUGGGGCUCACUGUGGCCCUGGGGGCAGCCGCCCUAACCCUGGUCAACACGGCCCUAGAGUGGGCGCCCAAACUGGACCUACACCUCUUCCCCUGAGAGAGAGUGAAGGGGACUUGUAGGCGAGUGAAGGGGACUUGUAGGCGAGUGAAGGGGACUUGUAGGCGAGUGAAGGGGGCUGAUGGCCAUUACAGCAGAAGACAUCCACAGGAAGGAGAGAGAAUAGAGAUCUUUAAAGAGAAUAUGAAGUUAUUUUCCACAUUAAUAUGAAGGACGUGAAUGGAACAGAGACUUGACUGUCAACGUUGUAUUUAAUUUAUAUUUGUUAAUAAAACCGAAUGGUGAUAAAUGUUGUGCUGAGCGAGAUUAAACUAUUAGGAGUGAUGGCAAGUGACAACUUAUAGCAAAGACUUAGGUUUCCUAGGUUGAAGAGUUGUCACUGGGGUCGAAACUGUUGCCAAUGAAGAGCGUGUGUGUGUCUGAAAUGGCUCCCUAUCUAGUGGACUGUAUAGGGAAUAGGGUUUCAUUUAGACGGUCUGUGCUGUCAGGUUCAGGGGUGAGUUAAAUGUCCCUCUGAACCUCACAUGGGCCAUAUUGGCACAAGGACAGAGAUCCUGCCACUGGUAUGGUCCCCCCCGCAGAUCAUCAAGUUGAAUCCUCUGCCUUCAACACAUCAUGUCCCUCUUCCUUUCCUUUCAUUCUGUACCGAGACCAAAUACACACGUCUUAGUCCCAUCUUUGUAUGUUUAGCACUUCAUUUUCUAAUUUUCUAAAGCAUCAUUAUUAUUGUUAAGUUAUAGGAAAUAUAAGUUUUGUACAAGCACACCCAUUUUUAACAUUAUAUUAAAUUAACAGAAUCCACUUGGGUCUUCUGACCUUAUGGAUGACAAUUUGCAAUAGCUCUUUUCCACAGCAUGCCUAAAUUAGGUUAGGUUUGGAAUAGGUUAGCUUUGUGAUCUGCGACAAAGCACCGAUAGCACUCCCAGACAAUCCCAUGAGCCGUGGCUUGAUCCCAUGCUUUUAUUGCACUAUAAUGAAGUCCUAUUACAUUGUUUGUACACCCUAUCACAUUUCAACCAAACUCACCAAAUGGCCUGGUUGUAGAAAUGACAAGUUUUUUUGCACAUUUAAUUUUAAGAAAUGUCACUUGAGCUUAAAGACUACAGUUGACACAAUUUGAAUGUGUCGCAUUGGACCUACUGAAAUUUGUUCAACAGAGAUACAUGAGUAGAAUCAUGUGUAGUCGACUCGAUUGUGACACGCAGAUACUCAGCGGUGCCUAUUGACUCCAUCAGUGUUAGCCAUGGAUGGUUUUCAUUGCACUGAAAUAGCCUCAUUCUGUAUCAUUGCAAUGGUUUUUAUCUGCCUUUUAUGUUGAAUUGUUAUAUUUGUCAUGAGAACAAUAAAAAAAAAAUUAAAAACAAGAUCAAUGCAAACUG